Myxocyprinus asiaticus (Chinese sucker) is the source of this 8087-nucleotide messenger RNA. Its product is annotated as serine/threonine-protein kinase PAK 3. The transcript is spliced from 16 exons. Gene Ontology annotation, molecular function: ATP binding; protein serine/threonine kinase activity. Bases 196 to 1917 code for a protein of 573 amino acids. Gene Ontology annotation, cellular component: cytoplasm. The record is from RefSeq and is a predicted model, not a curated record. NCBI's taxonomy places the organism in Eukaryota, Metazoa, Chordata, Actinopteri, Cypriniformes, Catostomidae. Gene Ontology annotation, biological process: protein phosphorylation; intracellular signal transduction; regulation of axonogenesis.
GCUGCCGACUAAAGCCAGUGAGUCCAGGUUUGGGGGUCAGGAACUGGUCUGACAACAGAAUGGAGAGCCUGAGUGUGCAUUAGCUUUCAGGAAUAUAUGCUGUGGAGGAUGUACAAGGAAAACACACAGAGGCUUCCACAGAUACAGCCAGGGAAUGUCAAGACAUGUUUCAGGCCAUAGUGAUUGCAGCUAAAGAUGUCAGAUAGUGUCGAUAUUGAAGAGAAGCCGCCUGCCCCCCCCCUGAGAAUGAACAGUAGUUCCCGCGACCCUUCCUCACUGCACAGUUCCAAACCGCUUCCAAUGGCUCCAGAAGAGAAGAACAAGAAAGCCCGUCUCAGGUCCAUCUUUCCCGGAGGAGACAAGACCAAUAAGAAGAAGGAGAAAGAGCGUCCUGAGAUUUCCCUGCCCUCUGAUUUCGAGCACACCAUCCAUGUAGGCUUUGACGCAGUAACAGGAGAGUUCACCGGUAUUCCAGAGCAAUGGGCCCGGCUAUUGCAAACCUCUAAUAUUACUAAGCUGGAACAGAAGAAGAACCCUCAAGCUGUUAUAGAUGUUCUCAAGUUCUACGACUCCAAAGAGACCGUCAACAACCAGAAAUACAUGAGCUUUACAUCAGGAGAUAAAUCCGCUCAUGGUUAUAUUGCAGCCAAUACUCUGAACCGUCUCCUGUCUUCCGGGCCACCUGUCAGCCUUAGAACCUGCAGCGUGUUAUUUGACAAGCAAAGUGCUAAGACAGUGUCUGAGCCUCCGAUUGCACCUCCGGUGUCUGAAGAAGAAGAUGAGGAAGAGGAGGAUGAAGACGAAGAAGAUGAUGAGGACGAUGAGGAUGAGGUCCCACCCAUCAUCGCUCCACGACCGGAGCACACCAAAUCUAUCUUCACACGCUCUGUCAUUGAGCCGGCUGCACCUCCUGCUCCUGUCAAAGAGGUCACAACCCCUCCAGAGUCCCAGGUCCAACCGGAGAACACGUCCAGUACGCUGUACCGUCACACUGACCGGCAAAGGAAGAAAUCCAAGAUGACUGAUGAGGAAAUACUGGAAAAACUCAGAAGCAUUGUUAGUGUUGGCGAUCCCAAGAAGAAAUACACACGUUUUGAGAAAAUAGGGCAAGGGGCAUCUGGGACAGUAUACACAGCUAUUGACAUUGCCACUGGACAAGAGGUGGCCAUCAAACAGAUGAACCUGCAGCAGCAGCCAAAGAAAGAGCUCAUUAUUAAUGAGAUUCUAGUGAUGAGGGAAAACAAAAACCCCAACAUAGUCAACUACCUGGACAGUUAUCUGGUUGGAGAUGAGUUGUGGGUGGUAAUGGAGUAUUUGGCAGGUGGUUCACUUACUGAUGUGGUAACAGAGACCUGCAUGGAUGAAGGACAGAUCGCUGCAGUAUGCCGAGAGUGUCUACAGGCUCUGGACUUCCUGCAUUUAAAUCAGGUGAUACACAGAGAUAUCAAGAGUGACAAUAUCCUGCUGGGCUUGGAUGGAUCAGUGAAACUCACGGAUUUUGGCUUCUGUGCUCAGAUCACACCCGAGCAGAACAAGCGCAGCACCAUGGUCGGCACACCCUAUUGGAUGGCCCCAGAGGUCGUGACCCGGAAGGCAUAUGGCCCCAAAGUGGACAUCUGGUCCCUGGGCAUCAUGGCCAUCGAGAUGGUGGAGGGAGAACCACCAUACCUGAAUGAGAACCCACUCAGGGCCCUGUAUUUAAUUGCAACCAAUGGCACUCCAGAACUACAAAAUCCUGAGCGGCUUUCCUCAGUGUUCCGAGACUUCCUGAACCGUUGUCUGGAGAUGGAUGUGGACCGGAGAGGCUCGGCUAAAGAAUUGCUACAGCACUCAUUCCUGAAACUUGCCAAGCCUCUCUCCAGCUUGACUCCACUGAUUGUAGCCGCCAAGGAAGCCAUCAAGAAUAGCAGCCGCUAGGAUGUUCCCCAUACCCAACAUACACAAACACAACAUUCACACAGACACACCCACACACACUGCUCGUGGUGACAGAGGUACAGUGUGUAGAUGUGUGAUGGCACAAUGACAAAAUCUGAAUCCGGACACAAACACUUACACAAGCACAUGCUUACACAAGCACUUUCCCUUAUAAGGCUGAUUCACCGCUCUUCAAGGCCUUUGGAAUGGGAUUGGCCCCACUGUCUGGCCCUCACACACACAUUGUUAUGUAUGGAACUGUUGCACCAGUCCAUCAGUGUGUGUCCACACAUCUGGAAAGGAGACUAUCAAACUGAAAAAUGAGAAACAAUUCCUUUGUUCCUUUUCUCUGGAAUGAAAGAUGAUGUGGAUUACAGUAGACCUCUACAAUCAUUCAGUUUAGUCUCUUAUUUAACCUAUUCUGAACUAUGGUCUUGGAUUACUACUGACCUGCUUUGGGUUUUAUAGGGUUUUCCUGUGAUAAAAGCCUGAAGAUGUGUACCUCCAAAUCUCGGGAUCUCCUCAAGACAUCUGCAUGACUGUCAACAACAGCUAUUCACAGCAAUCACCUCCUUUCUACUCUGUGUGUGCGUGCAAAUCAGAGUGCAUAAGUGUGUGAGAAAUAUACUGGAAGUACACGGGUGAAUCUCACAAAAACAGGUGAAAUUUCCCCCCAAAAUCAAAAGAAAGAAAUAAGAAGUGAUAUUUUGCAUAUAGAAAAUUAAGCUAUCAUGUGACAUUAUUCUCAUGACACAUUUCACAUCCCACAAUUCUCAUUACCGUAAUGCAAUUACUGUAAUACUAAAAAUAAAUAAAUAAUAAUUAUAUAAUAUUAUUUUGUAUUGCUGUAAUGAAAAUUUUUUUUUUUUUUUUUUUUUGCAUUACGGUUAUGAGAUUAGUCCAGUUGGCAGGGCAAAUAUUGUGUAAUAGGUUUACGCUUACAUGUAAAAGUCCCUGGAUACAUAAAACUGAAUUUUUCACAGAAUUCCAUCACUUUUGCAUUUAUGUAACGUAAAAUAUAAUAAGAUAAUGGGCCCUAUUUAAGAGCACUUGCGCUAAGUGCAGCACUAUGUUUUAAGUCAUAAGUCAAUGGGCAUGGCCAUGAAGUUUUGGUAUUUUCGUGGAAGCAUGCACUACGUCUAGGCGCAAGUGCAUGCAAAGUGCUACUGGGGCUGGGUCAAGUGCAAUUUAAUUUGGAGGUUCUUCUCCGGUUAUUGCACCGUCUGCGUCCUAUUAUAUAGUCCAUUCCCUGUCAAGCACCAGCGAUAUAAACAAAGAUGGCACAUUCAUAAGAAGUUGGUGGUAUAAAUGGACGUACUUUUGUAUGUCAACUGCAUCCUUGUUGAAUGUCAGGCGUAUUUCUUUGACAGUGACACGCUCCUUUUAUACGCAUGAAAAAUGUGUUACUCAUCAGGAUUUGGAUGUAGGCUUUGUUAAAUGAUAGAUAAUACAAGUAUUAUUAAUCAUUUUUAAUAAUUAAAAAGUAAAUUCAAUUAUUGAAACACGAAAUACUUAAACCAAAUAUAUUUCUAAAUGUAAAUUUAUCUUGAAACUAAAUAAAAAUAUGAUCAAAAUAAUGAAGUGGUCAAAUAAAAUAAAUAAUAAAAAAAAAUCGUAUAGAAUGAACUGCCCAAAUCCAACAUUUUACCCUCUCCAACUUCUUUCACCGGCCCCUUUUGCAGUGACUUAAAAAUCACUCUACAACAACAGGUGGAAAACUACCAAUACAAAUUAGAUCAUAAAUACAAUUGUAAAUAUAAACAUAAUAAUAAUAAUAAUAAUAAUAAUUGAAAAAUAAACCAUGAACUCUAAAUAUUAUACACAAAUAAAAUUUUACACAAAUAUACAUUUUUGUUACAUAAAACAGUUACAACAGUGAUUGUCAUGGACAUAAUUUAAUGUACCACUAUAUUUUCACCUGCUGGUGGAAUCUCCAAACUGCAAAUGCAGGAGCUGAGUUUAGGCUUUGCGCUGAUAAUAGAUGUGCUUAGCACAAUUUCUCAGGAAAACAGCAAAUUGCGCUUUGUGCCACUUCAUUAACAUACAAGACAAACACAGUUUGUGCACAUACACCCACAGAUAGCGCAAACACUCCCACCCACGCCCAUUUGCACUUUGCGCUGCACGAAAAUUGCGCUUUGAAUUAGCGUUCAUGAAAAUCACCUGAGACAUAGCGCAUGGUCGUUGCGCGUAGCACUGCUCUUAACGCAGCGACAAAAAUAGAGCCUGUGAUCUUUGAAUAUACAGCAGAGUGAAAGGGGUUAAUUGUCAUGAGGAUAAUGCACAUUGUUAUGAGUAACAAUAGAUCUUAAUGGUCCUGAAGCUUGAAAAACAUGAAGGGAAAAGCCUAGGCUUCAUUUUUCUCCAUCAAAGUAUAAUUAAUUAUUUUUCUCUCACUGUCUCUCUCACUCUCAGCCAAAAUGGAUUCACAGACUGUGUUUUCUCGUGCAAUAUCUCUGCCGUAGGACACAGCAUCUACACAUGAAUUUAAGAAUACAUAGGUAUAUACUAUGCAUUUUAAGAACUAAUGCAAGCCAUCGUAAGCCAAAUGCAGAGCGGGCUAGUGUGUUACUUCUUGGGCAUUAUGGUGUAAGAAAUCCACACUGGUGUUUCGGUGUCUGCUCAUCACACAUUGUCAGAAAACAUUGUGUUAAUCAUUCGAAGAGCAGCAAUUGGCUGAAAUUUUUUGCGGGAUAAAGGGCCAUUCACACAGGAUGCAUUAUUGCCUUCCAUCUAAAAAGAUUUGUACGGAUGAAAUAUACUUAGAUUUUCUGUGUAUAUUGUGCGAGACUGCAAAUUCAGUACAGUUUGCAUGGACUGUCUGUGUGCAGCUCAGUAUUUGUAGAUGUAUUUGUAGUUUUUGUCUGUAGUUGUAGUUGACUGAUCUAAAGAGUAUCACAAAGCAGUCAUAUUGUAUGCAUGCGUUCAAGCUUACGGUCAAAAUGGUGUACUUUGGAAAGCCAGAAUGCCCGACAGUGCACGAGAUGUAAUGCCACACAGAAAAAAUAGGGAAAACCCUGGCACUUAGACAUACGUCUUUGGCUGUUGUGGCGCAUCUUGCUGUUUUAUUCAGCAUCAUUCUCAGUGUGGCCACAAGGGGCACAAUAGUGUGCAUAAGCGUAAACUGUCUUCUACUGUCAGGUUUUUUUUAGGUAAACUACUGUCAUGCCCGAGUAACAGUUUGAAGAGACUCUUGCGGAGCAUGUUAGAUCUGCAAAACAUGUUUAUAGAUACCUGAAGAACACAUCAUUUUAAUGGCACAGACAUUUGAAGGUAACUUGUAAUCAUUAAUUUCACAUUUUCAUUUGUGUACUUAUGCAAGGUUUGUUUCUUCAACAUGAUCACACAAAAAAAAUCUGCAUGUUGCUUCCGAAAGUUCAUGUACCCUGAAAUCAACCCCAUUCAGCCGAAUUACUAACAAGCGGCAUCACCUAUCAGACAUUUCUGCAUCAAUUCAACUGCGAUCACCUUUCCCUGUGGCGCUACUGAUAGCGCAUUGCGCGGACAACCUCUGAGACACGGGUUCUGGUUCUGUUGGGACCAGGAAGUAAUCUCGUUUACAUAAACUUUUUCGUCCUACAAAAGGGAGGUUCAUUCGGAGGUUACAUUUUUACUCCACUGACAGAUAGGUUUAGGGUUGGGUUUUUUUAGUAAAGACGUGGCCACAUUUAGCUUUGCACGGUGAAAUUUAGCAGGUGAAAUACAGUCAUCUCAAUGGAAAUCCAUGCGAUUGUGAAUUCCGUGCAAUGCACUUCCAGUGACAAAGAAUUUCCCCUUGUGGAUUUCACGUGGAGUUCAAGUAACUUUGACAGGCGAAUUCGCCAUGUUGACCAAUAGGAAGUUGCUUGGUUUGGCGUGACCUUUGUGUGGGUAGGGCUUCGUAAACAGCUACACUGAAUAUUCACAAUGGACAAGGAUAACAUUUUAGCGGUGAGUUUCUUUUUAACUUCACUCCCCCGAGUAUAAAGUGCGGCAUUAAAAAGGAGGUAGAGUUAAAAAAAUAUGCAUUUCUGUUGAAUGUUACAUUAUUUACAGCCAGAAAUACAACUUGCUUUUGGUGCCACUCUGUGGUCAUUUCACACAGAAAUGGGAGCUCCCACGAGCCUAUACGUUCAACAACAUUUCCAGCUUCAGUCACUGGGGCAGUGAUUCGAAUUUCAGUAAGCACGGACCGAUUUCAGCAGCAGAACUUUUAACCUCCAGUUGCUGAAUUCAGCGUGUGAUCAGUCUGAUUUAUGGCUUAAGUCCUGUGUCAAGUUGAAAACAGUUUAACUAGGAAAAACACAUCUCAAAACCCCUACUUUCUAUUCCAUUUCUUUGCACUCUAGCUGUUUUUGAAUGCAAGAAUGUGUCCUGUGUGAACGGCCCUUAAGAAAACAGUCUGUAAAUCCAACCCCAACACUAACUGUGGACACUCUUUCAUUUUUAACGCUACACAGACUUCAAUACACAUCAAUAGGGGUGCUAUUUCUGAUGCCUUUUUCAAUAUUGGUCAAGUUCAAAACUGUUUGAUUUUUGCUGAGGUUAUCCUUAUAUUCUCCCUUGGUUUAUGAAUAUGGAUUCAUACAAUACAGAAGUUAAAGUUGUAAGUAUACACCCUUGUAGAGGAUGUAGGUGUCUGUUAGACUGUGUCCACUUGAUAUCUUUCUUUACAAAAAUGAGUGUAUGUGUGAGAGUUGUGCUAUGUAUGUGCGUAGAUAAGAUAACCUCAGCCUGGUAUUAGUCUGUCUCUCAAAUCACUGUGAAAGUUCAGGAUACUACACUAGACUACCCCACCGUAAGCAGACGUGUACAAGAGUAGAUAUAGUACAGUAGAUUAGAAGACAACCAUAGACAUCUAAAGGCAUUGAUAGCAAUAUUUAAAUAGUGCUAUUGCCAACAUACCACAAUGGAUGUCACAACCCCACCUACAGUCGGUAUCAGAGUGUUGUUUUAUAGUAGGAACCAGUUUCAUGCAUGACAUAACGGAAUUACUUUCCUCCAGCUCUGGUAACCUUUGAUAAGUUAGCGUUACAAACAUUUGAGGAUGAUAUUUAAUGUACAUUGUUAUGUUUCGUUCUUUUUUCAAAUGAAAACCUUACGACAGUAAUAUUCAGGCUGCUCUUUGAUAUGUUUUUGUAAAUAUUGUUCACCCUGGUCCCAAGGAAUACAACAAAUCAAAACUCUGAUGGAGAUGGUGGUCCAUUUCUUACAGAGAGCAGCAUCUUGUGCCUGUAACAGAGACUGCAGAACGCACCUGUCCCGAACACUCACCAAGCAACCUUCUAUUGCAGCCUUCCCCUAAAUACAAGGAGGAACUCAAUGCAAAUUUAUUUAUAGCCCUUGGACUUUCCUUUUGAAAGACACUUCGUAUUCAAUCAGGGCUUGGACCCGAUGUGAACUAUGAGCACAUGACGACAUGCGAACAUGAUAAACGUAACGGAUGUGGAAAGUGCGCAACGACUCUGUCCAGGAUUCCUCUUGUCUCUUGUAAAUGCCCUUUUCUUCUGAAUGUUUGAACCCUGUACACGUGCUGUGGCGAAAUCCUUCUAUUGGUGUCUAAUAUGAAAAUGGAACAAAGACUGUACAUGCUGACAAAAAGGUUUUUUUCUUUUUAAAUUAUUAUUCAAACAUGACGAAACUGUUGAUGUGGACUCGUGCGCAUCUCAGCAAGGACCUCCCCUGCUCUUGGAAAGAAAUAUGAAAAGAUGAGAGGCAUAUGGUUAAAUGCUCCGCAGGUGUGAGAACUAUUGUUUUGGAUAAGCUAUUUUAAAUUGUGGUUGAAGCAAUAGACUUUUUGAAAUCUAAAUUGUGCAUGGCUGUGUCUUGAGUGUAAAACAAAAAAGCUACAGUUUGGGAACUGGACUGAAAUAUAAAAAAUUAUAAUAAAAAAAGGAAAACAUCCAGGACAAAAUGCUAAUUUUUCUGGCCUGAAUAAUAUUAGUAAGGACCUUGGGAAUUUUUAGAGCAUCAGAUGUGCAUCUAUUGUUAGUUUAGAACCAAAGAGUCUAUCACAAUAUGCGAUUGAAUCUCACAUAACAUGUCCAGGGGCAGUAUGCAUAAAACUUCUCAGAAAUGCUCUUAAGAAUUGUCUUUGAUAGCUUUGAUAUAGUAAGUGUCAAAAAAAUUCUUAGUAAAAACUAGGACUUGUGUAAGAGUAAAAGCUUUUUUUAUAUAUAAAGAAGCUAAAA